Molecule: messenger RNA, 2015 nt
Organism: Plectropomus leopardus (leopard coralgrouper)
Lineage: Eukaryota; Metazoa; Chordata; Actinopteri; Perciformes; Serranidae
Biological process (GO): spermatogenesis
Source: RefSeq, a predicted model, not a curated record
UGUGUGUGUGUGCGUGCGUGCACCUGUGUGGGCGCAUGCACGGACAGCACAGCUUUUUAGCUUUACCUGUUCAGACACUCUGUGGGGACGAAAGCAGCUGUCAUCUCCGCUGGCUUGACGAGACGAGACAUAAUCUGCGAAACGCUAUGAAACAGUGCAGCCCUCUGUGCUGAACUGACCGUGUUCCCUGAACUGCUGAGAACGUUUAUGCAUGGAAACAGGUCAAAGUUGGCCCAACUGAGACGAGCCGAGGCUGGAAGUGGAGACUUGGCUGGAGGGUGGACCACAGAGACAUAAAGAGGUCUUCACAGGUCUGCGGCCUGAGCAUCUAACUGUGCAAGUAUGAAUCCAAUGUGGAAAGUUUACAAGAGCAAAGUGCUGAAGACUCUCAACCCUGAGUAUGAGGAGGGCACUGCUGAUGAGGUCACAGAAGUGGGGAAUGAUGUGAGUCCAGUGCAAGAGGAUGAAGGACCCAACGCAGUAUCCCAGCUGGCCAAGAAAAUGCAGGGGGCCGGGACUAAAAGCUGGAACAGACUAUCAUCUCUCUUCAACAAAGACGAUGAACACCAGCUUCUCGAGGAGACUGAAAGCCCUCCAGUCGCCGACCAUCCACUUGCAGUAAAGCCGGAGGAGCCUCCCCCUCGACCCACUAAGCGCACAGCAUUCUGGGAUAGCUUUGCAGCCAACUGGGCUGCCAAGAAGCAGGCGGAAGCUGCAGCCGCUGCUGCUGCAGCGAACGAGGCGGCAGCAGCAGGUCAGGGUGAGGAGGGGGCGACACAGGCCGGAGGGGAGGAGAGCCAGGAUGGGCAGAUCCCUCAGGGAGAGGGGAGUGAAGGAGGAGGAGGCGGCGGAGGAGAACAGAGCAGCAACAACAGCUUCUCCAAAUAUGUCUCCCUGGGAGGAGGAAGUGAGAACGCAUCAUUCAAGUGGAACUUUGUCACCAGCAAGCUGGCAGAGCUGAAGACCAAGAGCAACUAGCUGCAGUGAUGAAGGAAUGUGGCGAAUAUAAACAAUAUGAUGAAGGAGUUAUGUAGAUGAGUGUGCAGAAAGUUUGAGAAAGAGGCUAUAUUUUACACAGGAUGUCCUGAAAACAAACUCCGCAGCUAUUGUGAAAGUCCCUUUUUAUCUGAACUACUGAACUCAUGUUCGGGCUCCAUAAAUGUCUUUUUACAACCAGCAAGAAACAUUCUAAUAAAUCAGUUUUUUAUAACCGUGACCCCUCAAGGAGGAAUACUAUUAUGUAUGAUGAAAAAUAAAAACUCCUCUGUCCCUGUGAGACACAAAGUUAGGUCCUGGAUUUACUCUGUAAUAUACUUAUUGAAACCUCUAUUCCAGUAUGAAAUAACAAUAAAUUUACUUCACAAAGGGGACUUCAACAAUGGCUUGUAUGACAAGAGAGUUGCAUAAAUUGAUGAAAUUGUUAUUAUUACUUGGAGAUAAGGGGGAAGUACAAUGCAAAUCUGCCUCCAGAGUUUAUAGGUGCCUCUUUACCCAUUUGAGAUGCAUCAUGUAGCCGACAGUAGUGUGGUAGAGGUAUAUACAACAGAGUUAUUACUUUAUCCAGAGUUUAACCUGGUAUAUUGGCAGCAGAAUACAACCUACUCUCUUGGAUUUGUAUGGUGACUUUCCUUAAGUGCUUUUUAAACCACAAAAAGGCGCCCUCACACCUGUCAGCAAACUCGAUCUAAUCUGUCGUUUAGCAAAAACCAGAUUAAGAGAUUAAAGGCUGUGAUAGCAGGAUUAGUUCAGGAUUAUCUCACUUAACCUGCACAGAGGGCAGGGGAUUUCUGUGAAGAGAUUUGGCAGAGUGACACAAAUAUUACAUAAUAUUUAUAAACCAUUUUUUUCCUCUCCUCGGACGUCAGGGAAAAAGUGUUGCACAACUAAAUGAAAUGUGUGAAAUGUGUGUCAGGUCAGGUGCGCUGACAUUGAUGACUUAUCUGACUUUAAUUUUCUGAUUGUGACUGAGACUGUGCAAAGUGUGAGUUUUUAACAUUCCUAAUUUUGUGACAUAA